Messenger RNA from Saimiri boliviensis boliviensis (Bolivian squirrel monkey), 3191 nucleotides. The record is from RefSeq and is a predicted model, not a curated record. Lineage: Eukaryota; Metazoa; Chordata; Mammalia; Primates; Cebidae.
UCCGGAAGUAGGAGGAAGUACAAGUGCUGAGUCAGCCGAGGUGAGUGACCUCGCAGGUGGGCGGGGCCUGGGUUCGCUUCCCCAACCUCCUCGGCGUCGCGGACUCCGACGUCUCCGCCGGGCCGUCCUUUGGAUCCUCCUCGUGUCGCCGAUUCUGAGACUGAGGCGGAAGGUGGUGGGGCUUCCCCACCUGCCCCGCAGAAGAUGCAGUUCCUCGGCCGCCUGGUCAAUACCCUCAGUACCGUCACUAACUUGUUCUCUAACCCAUUCCGGGUGAAGGAAGUGGCUGUGGCCGACUAUGCCUCAAGCGGCCGGGUUCGGGAGGAAGGGCAGCUGAUCCUGUUCCAGAACGCUCCCAGCCGCACCUGGGACUGCGUCCUGGUCAACUCCAGGAACUCACAGAGUGGAUUCCGACUCUUCCAGCUGGAGGUGGAGGCAGAUGCCCUGGUGAACUUCCAGCAGUAUUCUUCCCAGCUGCUGCCCUUCUAUGAGAGCUCCCCACAGGUCCUGCAAACUGAGGUCCUGCAGCACCUGACCGACCUCAUCCGCAACCACCCCAGCUGGUCAGUGGCCCACCUGGCCGUGGAGCUCGGGAUCCGUGAGUGCUUCCAUCACAGCCGCAUCAUCAGCUGUGCCAAUAGCACGGAGAAUGAGGAGGGGUGCACUCCCCUGCACCUGGCCUGCCGAAAGGGCAAUGAGGAGAUCCUGGUGGAGCUGGUGCAGUACUGCCACGCCCAGAUGGAUGUCACUGACAACAAGGGAGAGACUGCCUUCCAUUACGCUGUCCAGGGUGACAAUUCCCAGGUGCUGCAGGAAUUCAAACGAAGCAAACCGAACUCUCUCCGGUUCCUGUCAGCAUUUGUGCCAGAGGCCCUCCUGUUAAUGUUUUUGAUUACCUGUGGGCAAGCAGAUGAGCUCCUCGGAAAGAACGCAGUGGCUGGCCUGAAUCAGGUGAAUAACCAAGGGCUGACCCCGCUGCACCUGGCCUGCCAGCUGGGGAAGCAGGAGAUGGUCCGCGUGCUGCUGCUGUGCAAUGCUCGCUGCAACAUCAUGGGUCCCAACGGCUACCCCAUCCACUCCGCCAUGAAGUUCUCUCAGAAGGGGUGUGCGGAGAUGAUCAUCAGCAUGGACAGCAGCCAGAUCCACAGCAAAGACCCCCGUUACGGAGCCAGCCCCCUCCACUGGGCUAAGAACGCAGAGAUGGCCCGCAUGCUGCUGAAACGGGGCUGUGACGUGAAUGGCACCAGCUCUGCAGGGAACACGGCCCUGCACGUGGCAGUGAUGCGUAACCGCUUCGACUGUGCCAUGGUGCUGCUGACCCACGGGGCCAACGCGGAUGCCCGCGGUGAGCACGGCAACACCCCGCUGCACCUGGCCAUGUCGAAAGACAAUGUGGAGAUGAUCAAGGCCCUCAUUGUGUUUGGAGCAGAAGUGGACACCCGGAAUGACUUUGGGGAGACUCCUACACUCCUAGCCUCCAAGAUCAGCAAACAACUGCAGGAUCUCAUGCACAUCUCUCGGGCCCGGAAGCCAGCCUUCAUCCUGGGCUCCAUGAGGGACGAGAAGCGUAGCCAUGACCACCUGCUGUGCCUGGAUGGAGGAGGAGUGAAAGGGCUGGUCAUCAUCCAGCUCCUCAUCGCCAUCGAGAAGGCCUCGGGUGUGGCCACCAAGGACCUGUUUGACUGGGUGGCGGGCACCAGCACUGGGGGCAUCCUGGCCCUGGCCAUUCUGCACAGUAAGUCCAUGGCCUACAUGCGCGGUGUGUACUUUCGCAUGAAAGAUGAGGUGUUCCGGGGCUCGAGACCCUACGAGUCAGGGCCUCUGGAAGAAUUCCUGAAGCGGGAGUUUGGGGAGCACACCAAGAUGACAGACGUCAAGAAACCUAAGGUGAUGCUGACAGGGACACUGUCUGACCGGCAGCCAGCUGAACUCCACCUCUUCCGGAACUAUGAUGCUCCAGAAACUGUCCGGGAGCCUCGUUUCAACCAGAACGUUAACCUCAGGCCUCCAACUCAGCCCUCAGACCAACUGGUGUGGCGGGCAGCCCGAAGCAGUGGGGCAGCCCCCACUUACUUCCGACCCAAUGGACGCUUCCUGGAUGGCGGGCUGCUGGCCAACAACCCCACGCUGGACGCCAUGACCGAGAUCCAUGAGUAUAAUCAGGACCUGAUCCGCAAGGGUCAGGCCAAGAAGGUGAAGAAACUCUCCGUUGUUGUCUCCCUGGGGACAGGGAGGUCCCCACAGGUGCCUGUGACCUGUGUGGAUGUCUUCCGUCCCAGCAACCCCUGGGAACUGGCCAAGACUGUUUUUGGGGCCAAGGAACUGGGCAAGAUGGUGGUGGACUGUUGCACAGAUCCAGACGGGCGGGCUGUGGACCGGGCCCGGGCCUGGUGCGAGAUGGUCGGCAUCCAGUACUUCAGAUUGAACCCCCAGCUGGGGACGGACAUCAUGCUGGAUGAGGUCAGUGACACAGUGCUGGUCAACGCCCUCUGGGAGACCGAGGUCUACAUCUAUGAGCACCGAGAGGAGUUCCAGAAGCUUAUCCAGCUGCUGCUGUCACCCGGAGGGCCUCCGGCCUCACAACAGCCCAGCUGACCUCGUCCACUCAGCCCCUGCUGGGGAGCCCAGGCCAGGCCCAGCCACUGCCCUCCUGGGCAGAUCCGGGCCCAGGCAGCUCUGCGUCCAUAGACCGGGCCUGGGAGGGUCCCAAGCUGCCUGCCUGAGGCUGGUCAUGGAGGCCACUCUCCCCCAACCCCCUGUUCCAGCACUUCUGUCAUGUCAGGCUGGGAAAGUCUAGAGCUCCCGUUGGCCCCUUUCCCUGACUGUGAAGGACAGCUGACUCCCCCAUCAGCUCAGACACUAAGGGUACCCGGGCGCAACCAUACCCUGCCGCAGCCCCAGCCUCCAGCAAGGGCACUCCCAGGCUUCCUGGAGGGUGCAACCCACUUCCUCUGCCCUCUGCCCUGUUCCCAGGAGUCUGGAGCUAGAGAAAUGGGGUGUCUCCCACCCCAUCGGCCUGGCCGCAGGAGCGGGAUGCCUGUUGGACUUUGCCUCUCACUCUGACCCAGCCCCUCAGCUGCCCAACCCCAAGAACUCUCAGCUCUCAAAGGUCACUCCGGGGAGCUUAUUCUUCCCAAUGGAAGUGGCUUAAGAGCCAGAACUAUGAAAUAAACCAUUUGGAUUCAAGUUCA